CCAAUUAGAACGCCAUAUUGCAAAAUGUCAACUAAACCUUGGAUUUUGAUUGAACCAUCUUGCUCAAGGAUCGGGAAACUCUGAGUGACAGGCAGAACAUCCGAGUCCGACGCAGAAUAGGAAUUAAUGGAAAGAAUUAUACGCUUUGAGGAAGGAGAUAAAUAUAUUUGCAGAAGAAAUAGGCUUGAAAGGGAUGAAAUAUGUCAGUCAGUCUCGUUGUGAUAAGGUUGGAGACCGCAGAUGAAAGUCCGACCCUAAAACACAUUGAAUACCAAGCUCCCAAACGGACCAAAGACAACGGGCUGGAUCGUGAAGCCAGUCCAUCUGAGUGGCCGCUGCUUGUGACUGAUACCCUUCUCUCCAUUCACCGAGGACGAAGAGAACCCAUUCAGGUCACAGUGACAACACUCGAGGAAAAACAUAUUCUUGAGGCUUUAACAUCAAGUUCCACGGAAGAAGAAGAUCCAGACAUGGAUCCAAAAGCCAAAGGAGGUUCCGUAGAGAAGAAUGCAGGUGACAAUUCCUCGGAGACGAGCUGUAUGAGUUCAGGCGGAGUCCCUCGAAGAACAAGUAAAGAGUCAACACCAGGAGCAUCAAGCAGUAAAGAAGGCACCCCCGGGCCCAGUGAGGAUGGCACUGGGAGAAGAGGGCGUAGCAUUAAGGACAGAGUCACCUUUGUGUCUGGAAAUCCAAUGGUGGAUGUUACCCAUGGAAUUUUGCAUCUGUACAAGGAAAAUACAAAGACAAGCUUAGAGGAGACUGAAUCACGAUCAGAAAUGUUGUGCAUGUUGGCUGUUCCCACUUGUAUGACAAUUCAUGACCUCCUCCAAUUCACAGCCCCGUGCUACUCUGAGAUACAGCAUAUGAGAAUCAUCAGAGAUCCUACACCCAACCAGUACAUGGUGCUAAUCAAAUUCCGAACACAGGGUGAUGCUGAUAUGUUCUACAAUACAUUCAAUGGGCAGCGUUAUAACACAAUUGAGCCAGACAUUUGCCGUCUUGUGUAUGUUGCCAGAGUAGAGACUACAAAGGAGUCUGAGGAUGGGGGUUUACCUAAUAUAACUCCAGGGAUCACUCCAUGGGACUCGAGUGUGCACAAACAACCCAUCAAGCAAUUGAUUAAUUUGCCGCGCAAAGACAAAGAAUCAGUGAAUACAUCUGCGAAAUACUAG
This is a messenger RNA of Penaeus vannamei (Pacific white shrimp), 1172 nucleotides long. Lineage: Eukaryota; Metazoa; Arthropoda; Malacostraca; Decapoda; Penaeidae. The record is from RefSeq and is a predicted model, not a curated record.